CAAAGAUCAGUAUGCACUCUGGAAAAAGCAGUACCACCCUAUCAGGAUCCUGUCGAUGGGUUGCCAUGACAGCGCUCUGCUGUUUACUUUGCGUCCAGGUUGUGAAAGCACUAGGCUCCCCCAGGAUCAUCAACCGAGUAAAACAAGUACAGGGAAAACUGGGUCAAAGUCUGGUUAUCCCUUGUCAGGCAGUUCCAGGUUUCCCAGAUGACUUCACCAUCAUCUACUGGCUGGUGAACAGUACCUUCAUUAAGACAACCUACCCAUCAAAAAGGAUCCAGGAAAAUCAAGAGAAGAUAUACACAGUGGGAGGAAAAACUGUGCUUCAAAGAGAUCUGAAAUUUAACUGGACAAAAAAGAAAGAUUUCAACUCCAACUUCACUUGUGUGGUAAUGAACCCGUCUGGUAUGGACAAGAUGCAGGUUACGAUAGUCCCUCCUCAAUCACUGAGAAGACACAAAAGCAGUUAAGCAUCUGUACUCCGCACAUUCCCUUUCCCCAAACCAGAAAAGAGAAGGAUUACUUCUGCACAGAAUCUGCGUUGAAGUUCAAACAUGGAGACCCAACUUGUGCAGUGGACCCUUGUGUAAACAAUUGAAAAAACCUUAUAGAACCAUGUUUCAAGGAAUUCUAGGUAUUUUAUGCUGUUACUGUACAAUAGAAGUAUCAAUGAAAUAACCAUGUUUAAAUAAACACGCUCAUUAUUUUUCAAGUAGUUUGGAUACAAAUUCAAAUCAAGCAGCCUGUAAUCCCAAUUGCUUCUUGAAAUUUGUUCCCCAUCUUUUACAGUGAGCCCAGACACAAUAGUCAAAAGCAGUAAAAUGUAUGUUGUGAUUAAACAUGACCAUGACAUAUUUAAUGACCAAACAUACUAAAGCCAUCUUCUGCAGUCUGCUUAAAUCUUACAAAUCAUUUUUUUUUUUUUUAAUAUAAAAUCUUUGCUUCUAUUUCGACAGCUAUUUAGUUUUAGUAAACUACACUUGUUAGUCUCUAUUAUGUCGUAAGUAAUACCCAUAUCUGUCUGUGUUUAUAAGAAUACUUUGUUACAGCUUUAUCAAUCCAAAGGUUGGACAGCAAUAGCUCCCUCUACAGGAAAGUUCAGUACACUACAAUUCCAAAUAAAAGUCUACACAGAAUCAGUUUGCCAUAUUUAAUGAACUUACUUGGAGUAAAUCUAAUUCUGUUCAAUAUCAGCAGUUUUCACAGAUCCUAAAUAGGCACUUAUCUUGGACCACCUUACCCAAGGUAACAUUAAAUAGUCCAGCAACAGAGUAAAAUCAUUAAGUUAAAACCAGCCAUUAAAUACAACAAAAAUACUGUUACAUCUUUUAUUGAAGCAGACAGAAAACAGAAAAGGAAGUACAACUAACAUACAAAUAAACACCUACUUAGAUUAGUGUGCAACAUAUCAAACCACCACGUCAAGGAGGGGUCCACUUGCACAAUACUCAGGCAAGGACUACCAGUGCUGCUCAGAACACAUGCAUCACAGUGCAGCGUUCUGUGGAAGGGUAGAAAUAUUACCUCUCAGUAACACUACCAAAUACAUUUUUGCAAAAACACAUAAGUGAGCUCCAAAACUAAAUUUAUUGUGUGUGUCUCGUAUUUCAAGGACUGCCUUUCUACAAAGAAGGAAAUAUCAAAACUGGGAAAAAAAAAGUUCCCCAAACAUGAAUCCAAUCAAAUAUAUCUCGGAGCUCCCCAGACUGAAGCCCAAAUGCAGAUUGCACAUUGGUCAAAAUAUGAACUUGCAUUGUUAACUACAGGGAUGGGUAAAGCUGGCAUUUCAGUUGAGGUCUUUGGUCCACAAGUGAAAAUGGUUAAAUUGAUCAUCCCUGCUUAAAAAAAAGACAAAAGAUAAGAAACCGAUUAUAAGAAAAAAAAAAAAAAGCAAGAGGUGGUCAUACGGCAGUAGUUUUUUAUUUUGCUGGAUCCUUAAAUAGUCAAGGGUAUGGAAAUAUCAGAAGAGAUUUUAAAAUUGUAUACAAG
Messenger RNA from Polyodon spathula (Mississippi paddlefish), 1989 nucleotides. RefSeq names its product interleukin-1 receptor type 2-like. Lineage: Eukaryota; Metazoa; Chordata; Actinopteri; Acipenseriformes; Polyodontidae. Gene Ontology annotation, molecular function: interleukin-1, type II, blocking receptor activity. The transcript has 6 exons. Bases 12 to 470 code for a protein of 152 amino acids. The record is from RefSeq and is a predicted model, not a curated record.